AUGCACCUGCCGGGCUGCGCGCCUGCCAUGGCCAACGGGAGCUUCUCGCUCGCGGGUCACCUGCUCCGCAGUCCGGGCGGUAGCACCUCGCGGUUGCACAGCAUCGAGGCAAUCCUGGGCUUUACCAAGGACGACGGGAUCCUCGGUACCUUUCCGGCAGAACGGGGCGCCCGGGUAGCGAAGGAGCGGGAGAGGAGACUGGGUGCGCGGCCCGCCUGUCCCAAGGCGCCCGGGGGCAGCGCGGAGCCCUCCCCGCCCCCAGCACCCGCGCCGGUCCCCGAGUACGAAGCCUCUCGCCCCUACUGUCCCAAGGAGCCCGGGGAGGCACGGCCGAGUCCAGGGUUGCCCGUUGGGCCAGCCGCUGGCGAUGCGAAGCUGUCGGAGGAGGAGCAGCCCAAGAAGAAGCACCGGCGGAACCGCACGACUUUCACCACGUACCAGCUGCAUGAGCUGGAGCGCGCCUUCGAAAAGUCCCACUAUCCUGACGUGUACAGCCGGGAGGAGCUGGCGGGCAAGGUCAACCUACCCGAGGUCCGGGUCCAGGUGUGGUUCCAGAACCGAAGGGCCAAGUGGCGACGGCAGGAGAAGCUGGAAGUGUCGUCCAUGAAGCUGCAGGACUCGCCCCUCCUCUCAUUCAGUCGCUCCCCGCCUUCUGCGGCUCUCGCGCCCCUCGGGGCCGGCCCGGGCAGCGGCGGUGGGCCACCAGGGGGCGCCCUACCGCUGGAGUCGUGGCUCGGGCCGCCCCUGCCUGGUGGGGGCGCCACAGCGCUGCAGAGCUUGCCGGGCUUCGGGCCGCCGGCACAGAGCUUGCCCGCCAGCUACACCCCGCCGCCGCCGCCACCACCCUUCCUGAACUCCCCGCCGCUGGGUCCCGGUCUGCAGCCACUCGGGCCGCCACCGCCCGCCUACCCAUGCGGGCCCGGCUUCGGGGACAAGUUUCCCCUGGACGAGGCGGACCCGCGCAACAGCAGCAUCGCUGCACUGCGUCUGAAAGCCAAGGAACACAUCCAGGCCAUCGGGAAGCCGUGGCAGGCCCUCUAA
Molecule: messenger RNA, 1041 nt
Organism: Sciurus carolinensis (gray squirrel)
Lineage: Eukaryota; Metazoa; Chordata; Mammalia; Rodentia; Sciuridae
Gene: Rax
Product: retina and anterior neural fold homeobox
Exons: 3
Coding region: 1-1041 (346 amino acids)
Biological process (GO): positive regulation of transcription by RNA polymerase II
Molecular function (GO): DNA-binding transcription factor activity, RNA polymerase II-specific; RNA polymerase II cis-regulatory region sequence-specific DNA binding
Source: RefSeq, a predicted model, not a curated record